UAGUUUGUGCCCGACAUCAUUGUUAAGGUUGUGUGGACUAUCACUGCGGACUCCAGAGCCGUUUCAAUACAUCAAAACUGUUCAGCAAAAUUAAUAAUUACAGGAGAGGGACAUAUGCAGCGCCCAUGUGCAGAAAUCCGGAGGAACAGUGCGCUGUUUGAGAGAAACUGAGGCGGACAGUGAGAUGGAUGCGGGAAGGCCGGCUCGGGACUGGACACAGCCGUGAGACAGGAAGUCAGUGCUGAUUUACACAACAUUAUAUAUGAGGUUGAAGUGAAGAAGUUACAGCACUCAUUCCAGGCUCGGCUAUACAUCAUCAUCAACAGCGCUCCACAAAACAUCUGCAAUGGCUGCUGUAAAUUGGGAGGAUCCACAAGACUAGUAAUCUGCACUGCAACCCAGAGCAUCCUCCUCUGCUCAUAGGGUACAAUGGCCAACUCUGUUGCUAGCCUGGUAGUCCAAACAGAGCUUCUUCCAAGCCAGACUCCCUCGUCCCUCUCUCCAUUUCCAUCGCUUCUUCCCUCAGUGGAAGAGGAGGAUAACGAUGAAGAGAAAGGUGGAGAAGAAGAGAAAGGGACAGAAACCGUCGUGCUUACGGGAGUCGAGAUGGUGACAUCGUCGACGUCUCCAGGGACGAUGGGCUCCCAAAAUCCUGAACACCCCUUUCAGUGUCUAGAUUGCGGGAAGAGUUUUAAGUGGUCUUCCAGGUUGGCACAUCAUCAGCGUAGCCAUAACAACGAGAGGCCGUAUCGCUGUAACCUGUGUCCCAAGGCUUUCAAAGGCUCAUCUGCUCUGCUUUAUCACCAGAGGUCUCAUUCAGGAGAGAAGCCUUAUAAAUGUGAGGAUUGUGGUAAAGCGUUUAAGCGCUCAUCUCUCCUCCAGGUUCAUCGCAGUGUGCAUACAGGUUUGCGUACCUUCCAGUGUCCCUACUGUCCUCUCACCUUCAAGUGGAGCUCUCACUACCAAUAUCACCUCCGCCAACACACCGGCGAAUGCCCUUAUCCAUGUGACCGAUGUCCCAAAGCCUUCAAGAACUCCAGCAGCCUGCGUAGGCACAAGAACGUGCAUUUGGGUGUCAAGCCUUAUGUCUGUAUGGUGUGCAACAAGGCUUUCAGCCAGUCAACCAACCUAAGGCAACAUAUGCGCAUACAUACGGGCGAGAGGCCAUACAUGUGUGGGGAGUGUGGUCGCAGCUUCACACACUCCUCCAACCUGGCACUUCAUCGCAACUCCCACACCGAGGUCAAGGCUCAGGGUGGGGGGAAGACAGGAAAGGGAGGGUCACAGACGAAUGUGGAGGUGGUGCUCGAGGGGGCGACUUCAGACGAUUUAAAGGCAGUCGAAAUGACAAUAUCGGACAUGGUGGGCCUUGUAGGUGGGCAGGAGGGGGGAACUAGUCAGGUCUUCCUAUCUCACCACGUGCCCUCAUCUUGUACAUCGGCCUCAGCUGAAGGCGGUCAGAACGUCCUGACAGCAACAGGCUCAGAGCAUGUACAGGUGAAUAUGGAGCAGUCUACAGAAACGGGUGCUAACGUGUUGCUGUACAGCUGCGGCAGCUGCAACGAGACAUUCGGAACCCAAACACACCUGGAAGAACAUCAAGCCUUGCAUCUGCACAGCCUGGGGGCAGGGGAUGGGGGCGAAGACAUCAGAGGUGAUGGUAUGGAGGCUCAGGGAGGUGGGGUUUCAUUGGUUGGGAUGGCCCCCUUGUUGGCGGACUUUGAGGAGGUGGUGGAAACCACGACAGUGUCUGAGAGUGGGCAGGGGACAGAACUACUUGGAUUGGGUGGGAUCGGGGAUGGAUCGGGUCAGGUUCAGUAUGACUUGCUGCAGAGCUUCACCAACUCCGUGGCCCAGAUUCCCUCAGAUGACACUACAUCCAUAGUGGACACGACUGUGGCUGCAUUGUCGGAGUGUGCCUACUGCGGGAAAAGCUUCAAGAACAGCAGCUCGAUGAGCAGACACAUAGCACAGGUGCACCCUCUGGCGCUGUCCCAGUCCAGAUCUCAGUUCAGCUGUUCUGUGUGCGACCGCUCCUUCCCCCUGCUCUCGUCUCUUCUUACCCACCAGCUCUCACACACUGAGGAGCAGAGACUGCUGGCCGAGGCAGAGGCCGAGAUAGUCUGCCCUCCUUCACUGUCCCUCUCGCUGCCCCUGUCUUCCUCAUCCUCUGCCAAGAGAGAGGGGGAGGAAGGAGAAAGGGAGAUUCAUGUCAGCCUCAUUGCCGUUACAGAAGAGGGAGAGAAGCAAACUGUGAAACCAAACAACAGGGCAUCAGGGAAGGCAGGAAGGAGAGGAGGCGGGAGCAAGGGCUCUGCUGCAAAUAACGAGAGGCCGUAUCGGUGCUUAGAAUGUGGGAAGUCCUUUAAGGGUUCUUCAGGUUUGCGAUACCACAUGAGAGACCAUACGGGAGAGAGACCGUACCGCUGCACAGAGUGUGGAAAAAGCUUUAAGAGAUCAUCUCUACUGUCCAUACAUCAACGGGUGCACACAGGAGUACGAGCCUUCCAGUGUCCCUACUGCCCUUUGACCUUCAAGUGGAGUUCGCAUUACCAGUACCACUUGCGGCAGCACACUGGUGAGCGGCCGUACGUGUGCCAGGAAUGUGGCAAAUCAUUCAAGAACACCAGCUGUCUGCGGCGGCACAGCCAAUUGCAUUCGGGCGUGCGACCACAUGCCUGCUCUGUGUGCGGCAAGGCAUUUUCGCAGACCUCUAACCUAAAGCAACACGAGCGCACACACUCGGGUGAGAGGCCUUUCCAAUGCGCGCAGUGCCACAAAUGUUUCACACACUCCUCCAAUCUACAACUUCACCUCCGCACACAUUCCUCACGCAAAGACUACAAGUGUCAGCGCUGCGGCAAAGAGUUCGUCAUGCACUCUUACCUGCAACGGCACCUGCGGACGCAUGGCAGCGGUGGAGGGGCUACAUGUACGAAAGAAGCAGGGAAAACCACAAAGAACGGUAGUGGGUCCUCAGAAAUCUCAACUACUACUCUGAAUCUAAACAUGAAUGCAGCAGGAGGGCUCAGUUCUCUGUUUUCUAGUGAAGGGAAUUCCACACUCAUUCUCUCACCAUCAAAUUUGGACAUUCCUCCAAACACGUCACAAAAUUAUUUUAUGAUCCAGACACCCACAGGACUACAGCUGAUCCCGCUGUCCAAUCCAACACCCACACAGCCUGUCCAAGCCCCCCCUCCUCCUCCACCACCACCUCCUCCUCCUCCACCACCACAACAACUGCCAUCCCAGAACUUCCUGCUUCUUCAGUGCCAGUCCUCCAGUGGGAACCAGCCAAGUCUGAUUCUUGUUCCAACAGCAUCCAAUACAAACACUCUUCCUGCUCCCUCAGCACCACAGCCCCUCCCCUUGAUGCAAACCAUACCAGCACUGCCACAGAUAGCCACUUUAGCUCCAGCUCAAACCCAGAUAUCACAGUUUCAGCCACUCCAGACGCAGCAGAGGUUUAUUUUUACCAACAGUAGUGCUCCCCUCGUCACUGCCCCACCCCAAAACACAACCGCCAUUACUAGACCGAUUUUAGGACCGCUUAGCCACACCAGGAGCCCUAGAACCAGGCGUGGGCGCAAAGCUAAAACUCAGAAAUCUGGGUCCUUGGUGCAGACAGCAUCUGUCACAGCGACUCCUCAAGGAUUAGUACCUUCUACUAUUUCAACAACCACAACUGCUGCUUCUGUUGCGUCUUCUACAACCAUGUCCCGGGAACAUAACGUUCCAACAUGUGUGCCACCACUGAGUUCAUAUAAUGUGCCUGACGCACCCUCUGGCCCUGCUACCGUCACUGUAUCAGCAAUGGCCCCAACUCCACCCCCAACAGACAGCCACUGUAUUCUGACAGGCGACCACCAAAACGCUUCUGCUGCAGAGGAAGUGGAGAAACUUCCAGAGCCACUACCAGAGGAGCGCUUUGUCCUGUGUUUUGAGAAGGAGACUGAGGAGAGGGAGCAAGGAGACGAAAUGGAGGUGAAGGUGGAAAUGAACGAAGGGGUGGAGGGAGAAAGGUCAUACGUGUUACAUUUUGAAGGAGAAAGCGAACAAGGAGAAGAAGGAAGUGAAGCGAGCGGGGAGAAAUCCUAUGUUCUCCGAUUUCAGUCAGAGGAAGAGAUGGAGGGAGAUGGAGACAAGGAGAAGACUGGGAUGGUUUCUCUUAACUUGCUUCAGGAUUGGAGUGGCGCAAGGGAAAGUGAAAGAAUGGAAGGGUUUGAAGAAGGUGUCGGGGUGGAAGAGAAAGCAUUUGUUCUUCAUUUCCAAACAGAUGCACCAAGUGAUGAAGACGUCCCACCAAAUGCUGACUUUCCUGAAGGCUCGGGUGAAGAUUUAGGUCUUUCUUGCCAUCCUUCCCAAACCUUAAUGCCUCUCGGUGGACAGGAAGUUGUGUUUGAAUUAGGCAGCGAGGCCAAAAUAGAUGCGGACACAGGCAGCGGGGAAAGCGUUCAAAUGAUUGCAGUAAUAGAAGGUGGGGGCAGUAGUUCUGACACGGGGGGCAGUUUUACGAGUCCUGGCGGAGUCACUGGGACAGGAGCAGGGCAAAUGGGGAGCAUAUUUCAGUUAGAGGGAGGAGAAGGUAUUGUUAUUAUUGAGGUUAGUACCAGCAGUUUGACAGAGGGAACAGAAGGCGUUUCGGUAGGAUUAAGGAACAUGGACAAAGAAGGCACUGCAUCACAAGAAAUGGCAUCAGAGGAACAGAAGAUGCUAGAAACUGAGAGCAGACUAUCAGCCAGUGUGAAUGGGACCUAAGACUAAGCUCAGAAGGAAUGUCAAAACGCAACACGUACAUGGUCCUACUAAUCAAUGCACACUACUAACUACCAGCAACCUGAGUCUUUGAUGACGCACUGAUUUUUAAUGAUGCCUUUUAUGAUCCAGAUGACUAAACCUAAAGCAGUCUGACUUUCAGCUAUCAGGAAAGUGAAAUGGAGGGUUAAGGCCAUGCUUUAUAGCAAGAAUUGACAGGCAAAUGCAUGGCAAAAAUGCUUUUGGUGCAAUGGUUGAUUUUUUUUUUUUUUUUUAAUAAAUAAAUAUGUUGUCCUCUUCCUUCAGUGUGUGGGAGUGUUCUGAGCACUGCUUUACCUAGAUUAAGGUGAGAGUAACUCAGCAGCCCAUAGAGGGAGUCGUUUCAUAGACCACACACAAAAGAUAUGACUUUUUUUUUUUAAUAAAUAUUACUCUUAGAUGAUGAAUUGAGGAGGAGCUGCUGAAGAAUGUUGGACAACUGUAAACUAAUAUGCUGUCAUGUUGACAGCUAAAGUGUAACAUGAACUGUGAAU
Messenger RNA from Neoarius graeffei (lesser salmon catfish), 5288 nucleotides. RefSeq names its product zinc finger protein 628 (gene znf628). NCBI's taxonomy places the organism in Eukaryota, Metazoa, Chordata, Actinopteri, Siluriformes, Ariidae. The record is from RefSeq and is a predicted model, not a curated record. Gene Ontology annotation, biological process: regulation of transcription by RNA polymerase II. The transcript is spliced from 7 exons. The coding region runs from base 430 to 4758 and encodes 1442 amino acids. Gene Ontology annotation, molecular function: DNA-binding transcription factor activity; RNA polymerase II cis-regulatory region sequence-specific DNA binding.